UGCCUUUUUUUAUUUCUCUCUUGAUAAAACUCAAUAUAUUAACUGUUGAGCUUAUUUUUUCUACUUACUGCCGAAUUUCCAUAAUCUGGUAGUUGUUUUCAUUCAAGAUGCUAUUUUAUGUUACAAUAGCCCUUGUGGCUGCCGUGUUUUCGGCUGCAAACGGUUCGGAUGAAACAUGUCCGCUGUAUGGGACCAUGGCCUGCGCUGAUCACCUGACUGGGAAAGAUAUACUUCGUUUUGAUAAUAAACCACUUGCAGAAAAUGAGGAAAACUUGGAAAAACAAUGCGAGGAUACAUUGCCAUACGUGAAAUGUGUGGUCGACUUCGGAUCCAGAUGUCCAAAUUAUAUGGAUAACAUUUAUUACCAGACUUUCAAAGAUCAGUAUUCUACAUGUCUUCUAAUUUGUGACAAGAAUAAUGGCUUCAGAAGAUCGUUCUUAGAAAGUGCCAGGUGUCUAAAUGAGCAGAAUGAACAUCGGGGUGACAAAUGCGGAGACAUACCUCGCUUUCCUGGAUCCUUAAAAGAUUUUACCCAGGAAUUCUGUUUGGUUGAUCCUUCACUUGCUGCAUGAGCAAUGAGCAUAUGUGCCCAGAAAAGUCCUUUACGGCUUUUAUUUUCGCGACCAAGGACAGUACGCACAUACUUCCAUUUCCAAAAAUUUGUAUUUUAGUAUUGUCUGUAUAUUUGUAUCCAGUUCCAUAAAACUCUAUUGUAGUCUUGUAAACAUAUUCUUCCAAUUACAAAAUAUUCUUAUUAUGCUGGAUUUAAAUUUUUAAAAAAUUUUAAAUUUUGUAAAAAUUUGUAAAAAUUUUGUAAAAAUUAUAAAAUUCAACUUUUGUACACUUCCC
Messenger RNA from Stegodyphus dumicola, 849 nucleotides. RefSeq lists its product as uncharacterized. NCBI's taxonomy places the organism in Eukaryota, Metazoa, Arthropoda, Arachnida, Araneae, Eresidae. The record is from RefSeq and is a predicted model, not a curated record.